UUUGUUGUUGUUGCUGUUGCGUGUGUCCGAAUUGCCUUUCAAAAGUCAAAUCAAAUAACAAAAUUCGAAAAACCAUGUGUAUAAUUUUCUAAACUCAGUAGCACAAGCACAACCCUUUUUUUUUAUUUUGGACACCGCUAACACCAUGGUUGGCCCGCAGGCGGAGGGCAUGUAAAUAACGAGAAGCCGCCAAACGAGAAAACGCAACAGAAACCCCUUAUAAACAGUAAGGAAAACCUCAGCCGGACAGCAUGCAAUUCCUGCGCAGCUGCCCGGCCCGUGGCUUAAUACUCUCGAACCUCGUUCGCGGCCAGCGCAGCCUGCGAACGAGUUGGCCACGAAGAAGUGGCGAAGGAACUGCUGCAGGAGGAGGUGGGAGCACUACCACCAACACCGGCGCCGGAAUCCGCCUGGUGGCACUCCAAAAGCUGCGCGAAUGGCAUGCGACCGCCUUUAGCAGCCGGUUCCUGCUCUUCACCAACGUGGGCAUCUCGCUGACCCUCAGCUGUGUGGGCGACAUCCUGGAACAACACCUGGAGAUCUAUUGCAAUGAAAUCGAACGCUUCGAGGCCACGCGCACCGCUCACAUGGCCAUCAGCGGUGUGACGGUGGGUGUGAUCUGCCACUAUUGGUAUAAGAUGCUCGAUAAACGUAUGCCCGGUCGCAGCAUGCGCGUGGUUGCCAAGAAGAUCGUGCUCGACCAGCUGAUCUGCUCGCCCAUCUACAUCACGGUGUUUUUCAUCACCCUGGGCCUGCUGGAGCAGAAGGACAAGCACGAGGUGUGGGAGGAGAUCAAGGAAAAGGCCUGGAAGCUGUACGCCGCCGAGUGGACUGUGUGGCCGGUGGCGCAGUUCGUCAACUUUUACUGGAUCCCCACUCAUUACCGCAUCUUCUACGACAACAUCAUCAGCCUGGGCUACGAUGUGCUCACCUCGAAGGUGAAGCACAAGCAGUCGCACUCGCACCUCAAGAAGAUUCCCUAACCCAGGGCCAGACUCUCUUCCUUUACCUGCUACUCCUUUCUUGUAACUAAUUUAUUAUCAAAGCGAAAACCUUGUAAAUACAGACGAACCCGUGUACAGACCAAUAAAUUCUUUCUUAUAACGUUUGA
Messenger RNA from Drosophila ficusphila, 1111 nucleotides. Its product is annotated as mpv17-like protein 2. The transcript has a single exon. The coding region runs from base 252 to 983 and encodes 243 amino acids. Gene Ontology annotation, biological process: mitochondrial ribosome assembly. NCBI's taxonomy places the organism in Eukaryota, Metazoa, Arthropoda, Insecta, Diptera, Drosophilidae. The record is from RefSeq and is a predicted model, not a curated record. Gene Ontology annotation, cellular component: membrane; cytoplasm.